Molecule: messenger RNA, 858 nt
Organism: Bathycoccus prasinos
Lineage: Eukaryota; Viridiplantae; Chlorophyta; Mamiellophyceae; Mamiellales; Bathycoccaceae
Exons: 3
Coding region: 1-858 (285 amino acids)
Biological process (GO): signal transduction
Cellular component (GO): cytoplasm
Source: RefSeq, a predicted model, not a curated record
AUGGAACGCGACGAUCUCGUGUUCAAGGCGAAACUGGCCGAGCAAGCGGAGAGAGACAAAAAGUCAACUCGCGUAACGACUUUUCAUCCGAUGAUGCGGAGUUGGCGUGUGUUUGAUUUUGUUUUUGAGAGUAAAAGAGGGAAACGCGAACGGAACGCGGCAUACGAUGAAAUGAUGGAGUACAUGUCCGAGGUUGCCUCAAAAACGGGAGCGAACGAGCAACUCUCCGUGGAGGAGCGAAACUUGUUGUCGGUGGCGUAUAAAAACGUCAUCGGCGCGCGAAGAGCGUCGUGGAGAAUCAUGUCAUCAAUUGAAACGAAAGAAGAGAGUAAAUCGGGCGCGAAUUCGGAAACGUGUAAGUUAAUAAGAGAUUAUAAAGCAAACGUGGAGGAAGAGUUGACGACGAUUUGCGGCAGGAUAUUGGAUUUGAUUAAAGAGCAUUUGGAGGAUGGGUGCGCAGAUGGAGAGUCGAAGGUGUUUUAUAAGAAAAUGAAGGGUGAUUAUUGGCGAUAUUUGGCGGAGUUUAAAGGUGGGGCGGAGCGAAAAGAAGCCGCGGAACAAACGUUGUUGGCAUAUAAAGCCGCGGAGGCGACGGCGGAAGCCGAGUUGGCGAGCACGCACCCGAUUCGACUCGGUUUAGCGUUGAACUUUUCCGUGUUUUAUUACGAAAUCUUAAACGCGCCGGAACGCGCGUGUCAAAUGGCUAAAAAAGCGUUUGAUCAAGCCAUUUCUGAAUUGGACACGUUAGGAGAGGAGAGUUAUAAGGAUUCCACGCUCAUUAUGCAAUUGUUGAGAGAUAACUUGACGCUUUGGACGAGCGAUAUGGACGAGAGCCAAAAUCCGCAGCCCGAGGAAUAA